AUGGAGGGUCAGAAAAAUGACUGGACCAGUGCGCACGCCCAGUUAUGGACGUCAUUUAAAAAGGCGCAGCAAGAACAGGAGUCAUAUGAUGCCAAAGGGGACGUUGGUACUGGUGGAGUAGAGCAUACUGACUCAUUACUUAACUAUCACUAUCCGACUGAAAGUGAGCUGGCUUCAAUAAUAUUAAAUGAAGUCAGAAAACCAAUACGUUCUGAUGAACCAGUUUUUUCUGAGGAAUUAGAGGCACGCGUUAUUGAGGUAAUUGAAAGCAGUAGGACUGAACCCUUUGUUAGAGACCUGAUGACCAGUAUUAUUCAUUUAAAAAACUCUGCUGAAAAAGCAAGAGCGGAAGCAUUUUACAGAGGAGAAUCUCUGACAGAUGUUAUAAACAAAACAUUAUUUUAUUUGAAUGGAACCAAACCAUCUAAUUCUAAGGAUGGGGAUAGUUCCGUAGUUGAAACGGUCACAGAAAAUACGAAAGUUCUUGGAGAUAUAGAAACUAAUCUUUUGGCAAUUCUCAUACAAGUUGAGAAAUGCAUGGAGAUGACAAAAACCCUUGUAGAGAAGAAUUCUCUAGAUAAAAAAUUGUCUAAUGAAAGCUCGUUGCGAGAUAUGCUGAAUCUUUUGUAUUCAUCUAAUCAGGCUAAACGGAUUAGUGAAAAUGUUGAAAUGACUGAUAAAGACCAAGCACUUUGUCAAGUUAUGGAUAUACUUGGGGCAACACCUGGAAGUGAUCCCAGUCAAGCACCCAAACUAGCGCUUAAGCUUAUGAAUGAGUUAGAAAAGACGAAAAGAGAGAAGGAAACAAAUUCCGUACUUCUUCUUCAAUACGAAAGGGCAGUAAUGACCAAAUUUGCUUCAUGUGGUGUUGUAUUUCCUCCUACAGUGGAGCAAGAACGUGCUGCUCUAUGUUCGAAUGAAAAUCACAUUUCUCACUCCCAAAAUGACCGAUGGAUAAAAGAGGAUUUAAAAACUCUUAUUUCUGUUAUGAAUGAAGUUAAGAAGAGAUGUUUUUUAAAUGUAGUCCCCAAUUUCUUGCGUGAAGAACCUCUCGAAUCUUCAGCUGAGGCUGUUUUAGAACAUAUGCGUGCAACCCUGACGGGAGCCAGAGAUCUUCUUAUUACAAUGGCAAACGAAGAAAUGGAAGCAAAACAUAUUCUUACUGAAACGUUAGGGAAACUGAAAGGAAAUAAAUGUGAUGACAAAAUAUUACAAGUACCAUUCAAUGAAGAAAAAUCAUUCAUAGAGAUAGUAAAUGAGUUAAAAUACCAAGUAGAUCAUAAGUCUGGAGAACGCUUACUAGAGUCUUCAAUAGAAGAAAAAAAUAGGAGACAUUUAGAUACAAUCAUGAGGAUUGCUCGUUGGCUACCAGAAGAUGAUAAGGUGCAAAUUCUAGAAUUACAGAAAGAAGAAAAUGCUUUACUUGAUUACGUGGAAGGGGCAGUACGACGUUUAGUUGCAUUAUUAGCUACACAAGAUCCUGUUUCUCUUCAAAUAAAGAUGUUACAGUCCCAGUUAACGAAAUUAGCUGAAAGUUCUACUAAUGGAGAUACACAACCUCUUGAUAAAAAUGUUUUAUCAGGACUCAUGGAUACGGCAGAACAACUUCGUCUUUGGGCGAUGAAGGAAUGUGAAAAUUGUGUAACACGAGAGGAUGCCAUUAUUCGACAGAGUUUAUAUGAGUUAGCACAACUAAUUCCAACAGGAGUUGUCUCCAAUUCUUCUGGGGGUAACGCUCAAAUUGAUCCACCGGUAAACAACCUUAUUGAAAUGAUACGACUUUUAAAAAAGAGACAAGAACAAUGGAUUCAAGAGCAACAGAAGCAACAACUUUCUGGAGCACAAAGUCGUUUGGAAAAGGUUAGAAUAGAAGAAUUAGUCAAGGAACGCAGUAAACAGCUUAUUAGGAUUACUAAAGAGAUAUUACUGUCUCAAGGAAAUUCAACUGAAAUGGAAGAAUUACUGGGUGUUCUUUCUGCAGAGAUGUUAGAAGAACCUUCUGCUGAAACUGGUGCUGGUAUUCUUAAUAACGGUAAUGGAAUUACAGUAUCUUCUCUCACUGCUAUUUUUGACGAUCUUGAAGAGCGAUUGAAAGUUAUAAAAACACGUUAUCAUCGUCUGUUUCAGUCAUUUGGGGCUAAUAAGGUUCGUCUCGAAAAUUUGAUUCAAUCCAGCAACAUUCACAAUAAACGCUGGAUGCGUAUCUGUAACACCGUCAAGAUGAUCUGUCGAACAGUGGGUCUUGAACAAACAGCUCUUCAUCUUGAGGCAAACACUAAGACGGAAGUAGUGUCGUCUACGUCGAAGUUUGUGCUGCGCCCUGAACAGCGAAAGACACAUGUCACACAACCUGUUAAUGAUGGUGACAUUUUAGAAGCUCUAAAACUUGUAGAGGAGCGACUAAAGGAUGAUAAAGCGCUUACUGAACGUGCAGUGCAGAAGUCAGAGAUACUUCGCUUGCAAGAAGAAGAACAACAGUGGCAUGAGGAGACAGAGACUUUUCGUCAAGCUUUACAGAUGAUUCUGCAACGACUGGCUGAAGCAGGAAGACGUGUCAAGCGUACUUUGUAUAUGCUCGGUACUGAUGAGAAUGCCGAAGACGAGGUAGUAGAAAGUGUCAUUGGAUGUCAAUGGCAAAGCAAAGAUGAUAAUGAGAAAAAGGAAGAAAAAGAGGAUGAUUGUAUCCGACAAAAGCCUCAUGAUCAAGUACAAGAGCAGAAGGAAGAAAAACCAAAACUAUCUCAAGAGGCGAGUGAAGAGUCAUUAGCGGUGCUUCUGCAAAAAUUUGGUAGGUGGGCUGUUCGACUGCAGGAGGCCACAGAGGAUCAUUUAUACACGCAACAAAAACUAAUAAAAUAUUUUGCUGCAGUCCAUCGUUUUUUCUGUACAGCAGAUAACGCUGAGCAAACCAUUACCGAUGAGAAUCUCUUAGACAUUGAUGCAGCGCUUAUGCGUUUUGCAGAUGGCAUUUUGCCAGUUCUCGAUCGGGCCAUUGGCGUUGCCCAGUCAUCCACUUCCAAGGACAACAAAAAUACUUCUUGUGGUUCCCGCACUGCGGCACUAUCUCUGUUAUUAAAGGAUGCACCGACAGAUCGUGUGUUACCAACAGAUCACCGACUUCUUCGUCUGUACGAGUCAGUAGGAAAGCUGCGUACUAUGGUGGCUGCUUUGUUAAGCGUACGUUAUUUAUCAAUCCCAUCAUCUACCCGACGACGUGGGGGUGAUGCACCAGAUGAAUUGAUAUUUGAGGAUGUAUGGGGUGAAACUUAUGUUGAUUUAGACGUUGGUAGUCUAAAAGAUAUUUCCAACAACGAGUCUGGGGGUGAUAAGGCGUUACAUAUAAGCGAUGACGUACUUUUUCGGGCUCUGGAGAAAAACAUUUCAAGUGUUUACCAUGCAUUAGGUAAGUUCAGUACCAACUAUAAACUUGCUGCAAUUCUUCUGCAGAAGGAUACGGAAAUGAUUCAACAAUUUAUCGCCACUAUGCUUGAACCAUAUAUAGGGUUAGAUGUAGAUCGAGCCUUUAAUCAAGACCCAGCAGCAUUGAGUGAAAUUUAUGUAUUGCUUAAAGAACGAUCUACCCGACAGCGAGGGUGUUACUUCUUCAACCGUGUUGGUGGUGAGGGACCGUGUGUAUGGGCAGUAGGGUUAGAACAAUUAAGUGUUGGUUUUGUUGGUAUUCUUGAAAAACUACGAAAGCGUACCCAGACAGCAGUAGAUUUGCGCGAACUUAUUGAUGACGUGGUUGACCUCUGCGCGAUGUAUGUUAAUUGGGUAGAAGUGAAUGGGACUGCUAUCACGUCCUCCCAUCCGUUUCCACAGGUUGUGAUAGAUUCCUGCUUGCGUGAAGAUGAAGAGGAGAAUGAAGAAGAAGAAGAGGAUGAAGAUGGUGCGGUGGUAGAUAACCAAAAGGAACAGAAACAGGGAAGAAAACAACGGAGUGACUCGUCGCAAAAACCGCCAUUAUUACCGGGUCACCAUCGGGCAAAGAUUUCACAUUUUGAUAAGGAUGAAAUUGUUCUGAAAAUCAUUGCUCACAUGUUUCAGGUUACACAAGAUGUCGCCAACUUCAACAAAAAGGCUGGAGAAUUACAACAGCAACAACAACAACAACAACAACAAAUGGAGGAGGAGUUACAGUUGCUGCGAGAAACGGCUGUGGUUGCGGAACAACGCACAAAGGCAGCACUAGAAGAAUGCCAGCGAAUAGAAGAGGGGAGGGAUAAGGCGCUUUCAGAAGCCGCCGUCUCACGAGCGGAAUUACGCCGUUGGAAGCGUCUCCAUGACAUUGCUGAAGAUCAGACACCACCCUCAUGGCAGAAGCAAGAAGAAAAUCAGAAUAUAUGUACCACAACGCAUGAGAUAGUUGUACCUGCUACUCUCGCGAAACCCUUACCAUUGUUGUCAUCAUCGUUGCCAGAGACAGCAGGUUCGUUGCUUAACGGUUUAGAUGCAAAGGAUACACUUCUCCUGCAAGUAGCACAAUCCAUGGUGGAGCUAACGGCGGAGUUGCGUGGAGCAUAUCAAAGAUCUGUCGUUCCACCAACACCUGCUCCCGCCGCUGGUACUGAAACAACAACAGCAACAGCAACUGGUAUUGAAAACACCUUUGAAGUACCUUGUGCCGCGCAAAGUGACCAACGUGGGAGCAAGACAAAAACACAUCUACGGCAUGAGUCAUCACUACGCAGUUCAGGGCUUGUACGGUCACCAAAGGAGUGCGGUGAUGUUGGCUCAGCCCGUGGAAGCGUCUCACCUAGAUCGACGGGAUCGUCUCCACUACCGCCGAGCACACAGGAGAGUCAUUCGCAAACUGAUGUUGAAUUAGGACAACAAAGCCAGGCCCGAGGACGACAACAACAACAACAACAUCAUCAUCAUCAUCAUCAUCAAGAACAAGAGCAACAACAACAACAGGAACAACUCGAAAAGAAACGUGAACGUCAUUCAGUUCCGCGCGCCGCCGUUGUGGUGACGCCGGCGUGUACUACGUACUCAUCACUGGGACGUGUCACAGGGAGCGCUCCACGUGUGCCGUCAGCGUUGCGUUAUCAGCCGUGUGACCAUCGUGGGGAAUUUUUCAAUGAGUGUGAUGUGUGCAGCAGACGGCAUCGCUCCAGUCGCCCAACCACAAACGAAUCUACUAGGGCAAUGCAGAUGGAAAGGCUUACACAGUCUUCUUCGCGUUCGCGUUCUCCUAGACAUGGGGUUUCUGCACAUUCGUCUCGCUCUCGUUCCAGUGUAACAGGGGCCUCACCACCGUAUGUGCGAUAUGUGGGGCGGACAAGCACCUCACGCGAUGGAAGUCAAAGUAACUACCACCACCGUGUACAGCAAACACAACGACAACAACAUGGUCCUCUGACAGGAGCGUCUUCAAAAAUGAUCUCUCCGUCAUACACUGAAAGAGAAGAUGCUAGGAGUUCCACUGCAGUACAUGAGCACCGAUAUCUAGCAACCACUCCUCAUCAUCAUCAUAAUAAUAAAAGAACGGAUCCAUCGUCACGUGCAUCAGUGCCACAAACUCCAAGUACUUCCACUGUACUUUCGCCGGAGAGUGUCGACUCUGCUUCGGAGGCUUGGAAUGAGCAGGAACGACGACAACAACACCAACAACAGAAAAAAAUUUAUGGUCGCUCACUCUCGCGCUCAUCGAAAGGACGACAAGAAAGUGAAGGCGUCGACUUAGGGGCUUCCUUUGAUUUGGUAAGUCAACACACGGGCCCGACGAGGUCACCAACACCACCCUCUAUGUACCGUAACAUGCAACCACUUCAUCAAAAACAGAAGCAUCUACAGAGUUCGGCAACCCCUACUCGUCGUUCAAAAAUAGUCCACAACCCCAAUCUGGGGUCUGGGGCACUUAGAAAAUUAGCGGACAUCGUUGCAAAAACAAAGAUUGCAGGUAGAGAGGAAUUGUAG
This is a messenger RNA of Trypanosoma theileri, 5922 nucleotides long. RefSeq lists its product as uncharacterized. The transcript has a single exon. The record is from RefSeq and is a predicted model, not a curated record. NCBI's taxonomy places the organism in Eukaryota, Euglenozoa, Kinetoplastea, Trypanosomatida, Trypanosomatidae. Bases 1 to 5922 code for a protein of 1973 amino acids.